Messenger RNA from Dioscorea cayenensis subsp. rotundata (Guinea yam), 1522 nucleotides. Its product is annotated as rhomboid-like protein 15. The record is from RefSeq and is a predicted model, not a curated record. The coding region runs from base 76 to 1299 and encodes 407 amino acids. NCBI's taxonomy places the organism in Eukaryota, Viridiplantae, Streptophyta, Magnoliopsida, Dioscoreales, Dioscoreaceae. Gene Ontology annotation, cellular component: endoplasmic reticulum membrane; Hrd1p ubiquitin ligase ERAD-L complex. Gene Ontology annotation, biological process: endoplasmic reticulum unfolded protein response. Gene Ontology annotation, molecular function: misfolded protein binding; ubiquitin-specific protease binding; serine-type endopeptidase activity. The transcript is spliced from 13 exons.
UAUAAAAGUAAAACCCAUCGGUGAGAACUAGAGUGGAUUCAAAGAAAAGUUCAGAAAGUUUCUCGAGUUCUCGAGAUGAGGCCCAACAUUGUCACCGAGGCGGGAUUGCCUACCAGGCUCAAUCAGUGGUGGGCUGGUGUUCCAUUCAUCACUUCCGGUGUAGUAAUUGUUUGUUUAGCUAUCUACUUGGUUUGUUUACUUAUCGGUUAUGACUCCUUUUAUGAGAUAUGCUUCUUGCCAUCCAAAGUGGUUUCGGGAUUCCAAGUAUACAGGAUUUAUACAGCAGUCCUUUUCCAUGGAUCACUACUGCAUGUUGUUUUCAAUAUGUUGGCUUUGGUACCUCUUGGCACAGAAUUGGAACGGAUCAUGGGAUCUGUUCGCCUCUUGUAUCUUAUCUUUUUGCUUACUACGAGCAAUGCCGUUUUUCACCUUAUCAUUGCUCUGGUCGUGGGGCACAAUCCUAUUAGCUCUACCUUAUAUCUAAUGCAAGAGUGUGCGAUAGGGUUCUCUGGAAUCUUAUUUUCAUUUAUUGUCAUUGAGACCAACCUGAGUGGAGCCCAAUCUAGAAGUGUUUUUGGCCUCUUCAAUGUGCCAUCAAAGUUGUAUCCCUUUAUUCUAUUAGUAUUGAUCCAGCUGCUAGCGACAAACGUAUCAUUACUGGGACAUUUGUGUGGCAUCUUGUCAGGGUUUGCAUACACUUAUGGAUUGUUCAACUGCUUGCUGCCUGGAUCAUCAUUCUAUUCAUCAAUUGAGAGCUCCUCAUUGCUUUCAACUUGUAUAAGACGCCCUGGAUUUAUUCUGUGCACCGGUGGGACCACAUAUGGUAACCUUCCUACUCACUCAUAUACAAAUGGGACAUCAAGUGGGAUUAUUUCAGGAUCCCUGUGGAGGAACCUUUCUUCAUGGAUGCCACGAAGGGAAACCACAGUUCAGUCAACUCAAGACCCCAGAUUUCCAGGGAGGGGGAGGACACUUGCUUCUACACAUAAUCAGUCAGCAUCUGCAGCUGAACCUGAUAUGGGUCUACAAACUAGGCUUUUAGAUGAUUCUGUAACAAGCCAUCCCUCUGAAACACCCUUGAUGACAGGACCAAGGGCAUCAGAUGCAAGGAAUCUAACCGGGGAUACUCAAGUAGCUGCUAGCCUAGCCGCAUAUACCCAGGCUACUGAUAGCUUUGAUGAAGAGCUCAAGAAGCUAGUAGCAAUGGGCUUUGAAAAGACUCAGGCAGAAGUAGCCCUUGCAGCAGCUGAUGGAGACCCAAAUGUAGCAAUUGAAAUUCUUAUGAGUCAGGAGGGUUGAGUGAUGAGGAAUGUUGAACAAAACUUGCUGCAGCAGCACCAAGCCUGUCAUGGACCUCAUUGGAUGAUUAGCAUGGUAAUGUAAACUCCAUCCAUAGUGUGACCAUUUCUUAUAUUGUAGUUGAUGAUAAUGUGACUGAAAGAGGAUGUAAAUUGAGUUGAAAAGAACCCAAGAAACAAAAAAUCUUCACAAAAAAAAUAAAUAAAUAAAUAAUUUACUGCCA